AUGCCAGAUGUGAAAGCUGUACCAUGUGAUUUCCCAGCCACCGGCCCCUCCUCUCUCUGUGGCAUGGACAUUGGACGCUGCCCAGAUGACCACCCGCCUUCGCCCUUCCCUGCCUUGUCCAGCCCCAGCCCCUGCCUCUCGGGCCAGGGUCACCUGACCCACGUUGGCCAGGUCAGACGGAGUCAGGGGUCGGAGCGAUGGGAGACCACUGAGGGGAGCCCCCAGGAGCUGGGGGCCAGGCUACACCGGAGCUUGGAGAACCUACACUGGGCAGCCACCUCCCAGGUGUGUGGUCCACCACACAUCAGACCGGGAAACCAGGCCCAAUACCAGACCCCCCUGGAAGAGGCCAGGAACCCAGGACCACCCCUGAUUGCCCUCAGGGUCCCCACACCAUGGUUCUUCACCCCUGUGGACGAGACCGGCAAUGCCAAACGAGGCUUGAAGGAGAAACUGAGGCUCCAGAGCAGCAAGGCCGCCGAACCUAACAAGCCCCUCCGUCCCCACGCCCUGCUGGUGGAGGCUACGCCCGGAGAGAGAGCAUGGGCGCAGGAUCCGCCGUCCGGACCCGCGGCCUGGCCGGGAAGCUCCCGCAGGCUGGUUAGCCCCGAGGAGAUCAAGCGAGAGGCCCUGAGGAGGCUGACGUUACAGCGACAAAACAGCACGCCUAACCUGGCCCUGGGCUGGAACCAGGAGGCCGGAGAGGACCAUGUGGGGGGAUUCCGCAGGGAUGAGAGCGCGGAGCCACGGUGCUGGGAGCCGGGAGCUGACAGGAGGAGGCACUCCAAGGCCCGGGCAUACAUCCCCUCCUUCGAAGAGUUCAAACGAAUGAGACAAAGGGAGAACCGUGAGGUGUCGAGCGGGGAGGCCCAGGGGUUCGGGCAGACGGGCUUGAUCGAGGGGAUGGUGAACAGCGGGAGUUGUCCCACCCUCAGCCUGACGGAGCCUCACCUCCCCGGCAGGAGGGCCUCGACGGACAGCAAGGACGUGUUCCGCUCGUGCCUGGCCCCCCGGCGAGGGGAUUCAGAGCUCCGUCUCCCCCGGCGACAACCCUGCCCCGAGGCCCAGGCCGCCCCCAUCCGCACCUGCCCCGCCCCGGGCUCGCCCCUGCACACCCUGCCCCGGGGGGGAGAGGACCAGGCGGGCGAGGGAAGCAGAACAGCCCCUGGCUCAGGCUUAAGCCUAGACCCAGGUUCGGAGGGGAAGCAGGUCUGUGAGGCCCAGUCGUCCUGCUGUCCCUCACUACUGCUGGACGCCGCCACGGACCUCUCGGGCUACGGAGCCAAACUCCAACAGAUGAAGGACGGCCUAAUAGGGUCAGCCAUUGACCUGCUCAAGAAAAGUUGUGCCGGGGAGAUUUCCGCGGAGCUGCCGACGGCCGAGAUCUCGGAGUGCCAGGAGCCGGAGGAUGCCACCCUCGUCCCUGCUGACGGGAUUCAGUCCAGAGCUCCGGUCUCCACGGGGACCUGGGAGCGCGGCGCUGGAUCAGGCAAGAAGCCGAAAUCAACCCCCGUUUGCCGCAGAUCGAGCUCGGACGCUGCCUACGAGACCCCGGAGAGCGCCAAGGCCCAGCGGGAGUGCCGCCUGCGCCCGCACUUCAGUGACCCCAUGCCAACCGACGCAGUUAAACGCAAACAGCUGGAGAUGAAGAUCGCGGCGGCCGCCUGGGGGCUCGGGCACAAGAGACGCCCGGGAGAGAGCAGCGGCCAGGCUUUCGGUCAGUCAACCAUCCCCCCCCCCCACCCCCCCUCUCGCCAUCUCACCCACCAGUUGGCCGCCAAGCAUCGCUGGAGCAACAUGAGCACGGACAGCGGCAUCGUGGGCCUGAGCGAUGAGCGGGAGGAGCGCGAGGAGGAGGAGGAGGAGGAGGGCGUGGGGGUCGAGGAGGAAGAUGAGGGCGGGCGCAAGUCCGCGGAGGUGGAGAGGGCGGACAGCGGCAUCGGCCCCGCCACGGCCAAGAAGUGGAAGAGCCGGGCGGGCGUGGGGGCCAGGGCCAGGGCUUGGGAGGGGCCUCGCUCGGCUCCGGGCUGGGCGGCUCACCGGCCGUGCGUGGACUGCGGGGAGAGAGAGCCCCCCGAGCCGGAGCCCAGGACCGGCGGCCGCCAGCGGAGGAGGGAGAGGCUGUGCGGCAAGUGCGGGAGGCGCCGGACGGAACGUAAGGAGGCGGUGCUGGAGUUCGUGAACACCGAGGGCAGUUACGGAGAGGACCUGCGGGUGAUCAGGCAGGAGUUCUACCUGCCCAUGCAGGACGCUGGGCUCCUGGCCCGCGAGCAGUUGGCCGUGAUCUUCAGCAACAUCCAGGAGCUGAUCGAGGUCAACGAGAAAUUUACCCAAAGGCUCCACGACUCCACUGAACAGGCCCUGGAUCAGGGCGACGAAGACUUUCUGACGGUGUGCAUCGGCGAGAUGUUCCUGGAGUUUGUGAACAUGCUCCCCGCCUUCCAGACCUACUGCAUCCAUCAGUCCACCUCCAUCAACAUGCUCAACACCCUGGAGAAGGAGAAGGAGCUGCUCAGGAUAUUUCUGGACGUCUCUCAGAACGACAACACGGCGCUCCGUCGCAUGAACCUGCGGUCGUUCCUGAUGGCCCCGCUGCAGCGGGUCACCAAGUACCCACUGCUCCUGAGUCGGAUCAGCAGCGCCACGCUGGAAUACCACCCGGACCAUCCCAGCCUGCGGGAGGCCAAGAGCAGGGUGGAGUCCCACCUGGAGCACAUCAACAUGAAGACCAAGCAGGAGGGGGCCCCCUGGUGUCUGCGUUCCUUCCGGCGCGACAGCCGUCGCAAUCGGGAGGUCAUCGACAUCGAGAUGAGGGAGAUGGCGGUCAGGGCGGUGGGCUGGGCCCGCGAGGAGACCCGCUUCGCCAUGGAGGGACGGCUGCAGUUCUGUCAGCCCAGCGACGGCCAGUGGGCCAGGAAGGGCAACAAAGCCCUCAAGUUCCAGAGCCUCCACGUGAUCCUGAUGAUCAUCCCCGGGCAGCAGGAGGGGGCCGCCCCCGAGGAGGGGGCCGAGGAGGUGCGCGACGCCGCCCUGGUGCUCAUCCGGGACAGGAGCAACGGAAAGUUUUCUCUGUUCAGGGACCCGCUGCACCUCGGCCACUGCGUGGUCUCCUCGGACCCCGACUGCGACGACACCUUCGAGCUGCUGGACAUCAGGAGAGACGCCUUCGUGUUCCGCGGGGCCGAGCGGCCGCAGACCCGGCACUGGUUCCGUCUGGUCAGACACUACUCCCGCGGCCUGGGCUCCUGGAAGAGGCGACGCAAUGCGCUGCCCAACAUCAUGAUCAACGCCAGCCAGAGCCGGGCCUGAGCCACAGGCCUGAGACAGCCUGAUCCAGACAGAGCCACCGGACUGAGACAAGCCUGAGCCACAGGCCUGAGACAGCCUGACCCAGCCACAGCCAGAAAGAACCACAGGCCA
This is a messenger RNA of Callorhinchus milii (elephant shark), 3420 nucleotides long. RefSeq lists its product as uncharacterized. NCBI's taxonomy places the organism in Eukaryota, Metazoa, Chordata, Chondrichthyes, Chimaeriformes, Callorhinchidae. Bases 1 to 3309 code for a protein of 1102 amino acids. The record is from RefSeq and is a predicted model, not a curated record. Gene Ontology annotation, biological process: positive regulation of Rho protein signal transduction. Gene Ontology annotation, molecular function: guanyl-nucleotide exchange factor activity. The transcript has 6 exons.